Messenger RNA from Papaver somniferum (opium poppy), 1227 nucleotides. Its product is annotated as codeine O-demethylase-like. Bases 1 to 1116 code for a protein of 371 amino acids. Lineage: Eukaryota; Viridiplantae; Streptophyta; Magnoliopsida; Ranunculales; Papaveraceae. The transcript is spliced from 3 exons. The record is from RefSeq and is a predicted model, not a curated record.
AUGGAUACAGAGGGGGGCCUAUCGUCACCGUUGCAGGCACAGACUUCACCGUUGAAGUAUGUCCAAGAACUAGCAAUCAGUGGAGAAGAACCACCACAGAAAUUUAUCCAUAAAGAUGUUAAUGUUAAGGGUCAGCAGGUAAGUACAGAUGAUUCUCUAUCAGUUCCCAUAAUUGACGUUAGUCGUUUAACGACUACUGCAUCCAUCGAAGAGAAAGAAGAAGAGAUGGAGAAGCUAAAAUCUGCUUUGAAUUCAUGGGGCAUGUUUCUGGCAAUAGGGCAUGGUGUUCCGCAAAAUUUACUGGAUGGUAUGUAUAAUGUUUCCAAGCAGUUCUUUGAUCUUCCGGUAGAGGAGAAGCAAAGGUACGCGUCUUCUAAAGGCGAUGAGGUAUUCGACUUGGAGGGAUUUGAUAGUGAAUCCAUGAAAGCAAAUGUUGAUGAACAGCAGGUUCUCGAUUGGUGUGACAAUCUAAACCUCAUAAUCGAACCAGUAGAAGAGCGAAAGCUCCGGUACUGGCCUGGUGAUGAUUCUCCAUUGCAUUUCAGGAGUACAUUGGAUGAAUAUAGCGUUAAGGCGAGAUCAGUAUCGAAGAUCAUUUUAAAGGCAAUGGCCAAAUCACUAGGAUUAGAAGAAAAUGACUUCGUCAACCAGCUGGGUGAUCGGCAAUUCGUGUAUACAUCGUUUAAUUUUUAUCCUCCUUGUUCUAGACCAGAUCUUGUUUACGGCUUAAAACCUCAUACAGAUGGAGGAGCAAUAACUGUUCUUCUGCAAGACCCUCAAGUAGAAGGUCUUCAAGUUCAUAAAAAUGAUCAAUGGGUUAGUGUUCCAUGCAUGCCUGGAGCUCUGGUUGUUAAUAUUGGGGAUCAGUUGCAUAUAAUGAGUAAUGGAAUAUUCAAGAGCCCACUACACAGGGCAGUAACAAAUACAGAACGGAGGAGAAUUUCUUUGGGUAUGUUUUUCUUUCCACACGUCGAUCAAGAAAUCGAACCUGUCGCUGCGUUGAUCGACGAGAUUAAUCCUAGAAAGUAUAGGAAGGUGAAGGUGAAAGAUUUUGUUGAAGCUUUCCACCAAAAAUAUUUGCUAGGAGAACGAGUGUACGACUGGGCCAGCGUCUAAUUCGAUCUUCUACCACUUCUUAUUCCAUGAGGAUGGUAUUAAAGUUCCUGUUUUGGAACGUUGACUCUGAACUUCUUUUUAUUUCCGAUUGUGUUUGUCUGUUUGUUUGUU